Molecule: messenger RNA, 1191 nt
Organism: Penaeus chinensis
Lineage: Eukaryota; Metazoa; Arthropoda; Malacostraca; Decapoda; Penaeidae
Product: zinc finger protein 728-like
Exons: 4
Coding region: 1-1191 (396 amino acids)
Biological process (GO): regulation of DNA-templated transcription
Molecular function (GO): DNA-binding transcription factor activity, RNA polymerase II-specific; RNA polymerase II cis-regulatory region sequence-specific DNA binding
Source: RefSeq, a predicted model, not a curated record
AUGCCCAGUGCCCGGGCAUCGUCGUUUUGUGCUGUUGUUGGCAUUAAUAUACCUCAGGAGAUCAAGGCGCACGUGUCGGCGGCGCACGGCGAGCAGCUCCUGUUCCCUUGCCCCGCUUGCGACGACGCCUUCGGAUCGUACGCGCUGCUGUUCACGCACUACGUGGAGCGCCACGACCUGCGCCCCUACGCCCGGGAGGAGGCCAUGCUGGAGUCCGAGAAGCACAAGUGCGGCCUCUGCGGCAAGGCUUUCGUGACCAAGCACGUGCGCGACGUGCACGUGAGGAACGUGCACGAGAAGGCGAACGAGACGCGGUGCCCGGCGUGCGGCGACUCGUUCUGCAACCGGCAGAGCAUGGAGAUGCACAUGCGGAGGCUGCACAUGGGCGAGGCGGGGCGCUCGCUGCUGUGCGACGCGUGCGGCAAGGGCUUCGUCAUCGCCAGCGAGCUGCGCAAGCACGUCGAGCACGUCCACCUGAAGGUGCGCCGCCAGGAGGCCAUGUGCGAGGUGUGCGGCAAGGCCAUGUCGUGCGCGGCGGCCCUCAAGGUGCACAUGAAUGUCAUGCACACGCAGGAGAAGACGUUCCCGUGCCUGGACUGCAAGAUGGUGUUCCACGCGCUGGCCAGCCUCACGUGCCACCGCAGGCGCAUGCACCCGGCAGAGGGCGAGCGCACCAACACCUGCGGCGUCUGCGGCAAGAACUACCACUUCCCGUCGGAGCUGCGGCGCCACGUGCGGAUCGUGCACGAGAACGAGCGCAGCUUCGUGUGCGACGUGUGCGGCAAGGCGUUCAAGGUGAGCUCGCAGCUGGUAUACCACCGCCGCCGCCACACGGGGGAGACGCCCCACGAGUGCGCCCACUGCGGAAAGCUCUUCCACAGCCCCACCAGCAUCGGCAACCACAUGCGGAAGGUGCACAAGGCCCCCUACAUGGGCGUCAAGCAGAGGAGGAAGAUGAGCGUCAUUAAAGAUCUGAUGUUGAAUUUUACACUUGUCUUCGCCUUCGACGGAGGCGGAUUUGAUUUCCAUUCGAUUUCAGUAGCGGGAAACUUAACACUUCAACAAUUUCUGACCAUCAUCGCCCCGAAACAAUAUCUUUACGCGAAUUUAUCUCAUGGAGUUCCUGACAGUCCCAUAGCAUCGGUUAAGGUGAACCUGUGUCCCUGUCACGCCCACCUGAGGGCGAGAUGA